AUGGACUGCUGGACAGGCCAAGCCAUCAUCGAAAAGUCACAAAAUCAGCCUGCCUUCCUUAUCGAAACGCCUGACAACUUUAUUCAGAAACCAUUGAGUCGACAAAAAACAGGAUACGAUGAAGGAAGUAGAUAUCAGGCUUCUCAUGCUUCACCUCCUGUUAUGCUAACAACCAUAUCAUCAAAUGAUGCUGUGCACUCAACGUCUAGUUUAACACCGCCUAGGCAAACUCAAAAGGCAUCUCAAAGUUUCGUCGAUCCUCUUGAUGUUGGUAAUCGUAUCUAUCAUAUCCGCUCACUAAUUCCGCUGUUUGAAAAUUACCGACCAAUAAUUGAGCCUCUUGGGAAAUACAAAAAUAACACGAAAGCACCGGAAAAGGCACACGACCAGAAGUUCCCUAUAUUUACCAAAGAAGAAUUGCGAAACUACCUUGAAGUACCCGAGUCUGCAAAAUAUAACCUCACCAAAUCUCACAAGGAUACUGUGGACCAUUUGCCAUCUUCUUAUCCAGGUGGCAUAUUUAAAGGCAAAGGUGUGGUUUUUACAUCAGGUGGGAAAUAUUUACCUAUAAUGGUGACAUCGUUGAGAAUGCUUCGACGGGUUUCACCACUCAUCCCAGUGGAGGUAUUCUUAGGUAGUAAAGACGAAUAUGAGCCCGAGGUCUGUGAUAAGCUGUUUCCAAGACUAGGUGCUAAAUGUAUUGUAUUGGAAGAUGUAUACGGGGUAGAAUUUUUUAAUUCAUUCGAUAUACAAUCUUAUCAGUUGAAAUCGCUGGCGAUCUUGGCGUCCUCUUUUGAAGAUGUUAUUUUCAUUGAUGCUGAUAACCUUCCACUUCGUGAUGUGGAGGAGUCACUCUAUCAAGAACCAUAUUUAAGCACAGGCUACAUUAUCUGGCCAGAUUACUGGUAUAGAACCACAUCCACCCAUUAUUAUGACAUUGCCGGUAUCAUACUGGGUGAACGUGUACGAGGAGAUUUGACAGUAACAAAUCCUGGCGAGAUUCCACAAGCCGACUUGAAGAACGCAAUCCCGAAUAAAAGCUCAGAAUCAGGCCAGAUAAUGAUAUCCAAGUCCAAGCAUUACAGAAGCCUCUUGCUGACAGUCUAUUACAAUAUCAAUGGAUACACAGCUUACUAUAAGCUAUUCAGUCAAGGAAGUGGCGGUGAGGGUGACAAGGAGACAUUUAUUGCAGCAGCACUUGCUUUGGAAGAGCCGGUAUACCAAGUCAAGACUGAUCUCAGGCCCGCUGGAAGAUUCACGCCAGAUGGUUUUCGAGGUUCCGCUAUGCUUCAGGCAGUCCCAUACGACGACUAUGAAAAGCACGUUCUUAAGACCUGGCCAGAAAAUGAACGACCACGUAUACUUUUUGUUCACUUCAACAUGUUUAAACUUAAUUUACGGCUAUUACUCGAAGGAGAACCAGAUCAUUAUACCACAGACGAAAACCGAGUCAGAUACUGUGGCAAGCCUUCAGAUAACACAGAAAUCUUCGACUAUCAAGAUAUUGAAUAUUACAUGUGGAGGGAGGUCACAUGGGCAGCAUGUGAUAUGCCUAAGUUGGGAAUCAAUUUCAAAGAUUGGAAGAAGUCUGAUAUGAAUGAGAUGUGUACAAAAGCUAAAGAGCAUCUACAGUGGCUGGUAAAGACGCAUAGUUCAUAA
Messenger RNA from Sugiyamaella lignohabitans, 1659 nucleotides. RefSeq names its product Mnn2p (gene MNN2). The record is from RefSeq and is a predicted model, not a curated record. Bases 1 to 1659 code for a protein of 552 amino acids. The transcript has a single exon. Gene Ontology annotation, molecular function: alpha-1,2-mannosyltransferase activity. Gene Ontology annotation, cellular component: Golgi apparatus. Lineage: Eukaryota; Fungi; Ascomycota; Dipodascomycetes; Dipodascales; Trichomonascaceae. Gene Ontology annotation, biological process: mannan biosynthetic process.